This is a messenger RNA of Cynara cardunculus var. scolymus (artichoke), 2817 nucleotides long. RefSeq names its product pentatricopeptide repeat-containing protein At1g08070, chloroplastic-like. The record is from RefSeq and is a predicted model, not a curated record. The transcript has 3 exons. Gene Ontology annotation, biological process: RNA modification. Gene Ontology annotation, molecular function: protein binding; RNA binding. Bases 574 to 2328 code for a protein of 584 amino acids. NCBI's taxonomy places the organism in Eukaryota, Viridiplantae, Streptophyta, Magnoliopsida, Asterales, Asteraceae.
GAGCUCCGAUUCCUAAUCUCAAUUCUCGAACCAACCUAAAAUCAUCGUCUUCCAUUGAAUAAACGAAUCAGGAUGGUCCAGAACGAGUUCGAAAUGCGGCGAAGCUCCCUUGAAAUUUAGAAAAACAUUAUUGAUAUCAAAUUCAAAAAUUCAUUGGUUACACCUUGAGCUCCCCUCAUAGACCCCACGACCUCCCUCCUCAUCCGCUCUCCGCCUCACACAGCCACACAGACCGCUCACACGGCCGUUGUUCUGCUGUCUCUGACAGCUCCCCCCUUAUUCAGAACCAACGUUAAAAAAGGCUAAGGCUACCUGAAAUCAGAAUUCCGCUUAGAAGAAGACACUGGUUUUGAACCUUUGGUUGACUGGUUUUGCUUUCUGGUUCAUCCUUUUUGUCUGUGUUUAUGAUGAACCCAUCAACCUCAGUUAUCAGAUUCUCUCCCUUCCCCGUUGAUCCUCCAUGCACCUGCCGGAUUCCCUCCGAUACAGUGGCCAAAGGCUGUUGGUAGGCGGCAGUCUUGUACCUAUUAUGUAACUGGUAGUCAUGACCUUUCUCUAUAUCAAUUUAAUACAAUGCUUCACAAUAAUUGGUUCCCGAGUUACAUGACAGCAUAUAUUCGUGAUUCCCCAUUGAGAAGGGCUGGCACACUAAAUGCUAUUUUGUCGCGUUGCUUUUCUUUUACUCCCCGUGAGGUGUUUGAUAGAAGUCCCGAAAGACAUGUAGUCACUAUGCAUGACAAUGAGUGCGAAGCAUUGGCAUCUUUUGUCCAGAGAAAUAGCUUAGGCAUGAAACCCUCUAAGUUUCAGCUUUGCACUGCUCUUAAUUGCUGUGCCAAGACACAAAACUCGCACCUGGGUUCGCAAAUCCAUGCCAAAAUACUUCAUAUAGGUCUCGAUCAGAAUUUGUAUAUAAAUAGUUCAUUGGUGAACGCGUAUGCCAAAUGUGGUGCUAUUGUUGAUGCAAUGAGCGUUUUUAAUGGAAUAGAAUUUCAUGACACAGUAUCAUGGACUUCAAUGAUAUCCGGGCUUUCACAAAAUGGGCAGGGAAGAGAAGCCCUUUGUUUAUUCAAACAAAUGUUGGCAACUCUAGUUAGACCGAAUUGUUUCACUUAUGUUGGCGCUAUUAGCGGGUGUACAGAGCAAGAAUCUGUAUGGAAAUGUGGUGAGUUGCUCCAUGCUCAUGUUAUAAUACUAGGGCAUGAAAAUAACAACUUUGUGACAAGCUCUCUCAUCGAUUAUUAUUCAAAAUGUGGGAAAAUGGAGAAAGUUGUGGUUUUAUUUGAGGCAUGCGCAACAAGUGAUCCUAUUCUUGUGAAUUCUAUGAUCUCAGCAUACUCCCAUAACCUUCAAGGCGAAGAGGCAAUCAAACUUUUUAUGAAAAUGCGUAAUGCGGAUGCGAGCCUGAGUGAACAUGCUUUGACCAGCAUUUUGGAUGCUUGUGGGGCCUUGACGGUUCUCCAACAAGGAAGACAGGUGCAUGCUUACGUAACAAAGGUGGGUUCAGUUCACAACGUGUUUGUGGUUGGUGCUUUGAUCGAUAUGUACUCAAAAUGUGGCAACAUUGAUGAAGCUCUUUGUGUUUUUAAUGAGGCAGACUACAAAAACAACAUAUUAUGGACUUCAGUGAUCACAGCGUGCGCACAAAGUGGUAGAAGUCUGGAGGCUUUGGAAUUCUUUGAUCAUUUAGUGAUCAAGGAAAAAAGAUUCAGCCCAGAUCAUGUAUGUUUCACGGUCGUUUUGACUGCUUGCAACCACUCUGGACUUCUUGAUAAAGGGAUUGGGUAUUUUGAAAAGAUGAGGUCAGAUUAUAAUUUGGUUCCUGAAAUCGAUCAAUAUGCUUGCUUGAUUGAUCUUUAUGCAAGAAAAGGUGAUCUUAAAAGGGGGAAAAAGGUAAUGGAGGAAAUGCCAUUCACUGCAAAUGCUGUGAUGUGGAGUUCUUUCUUGAGUUGUUGUAAAGAGUAUGGGAACGUAGAGCUUGGGAAAGAGGCAGCUUAUAAGCUGUUUGAACUCGAACCACAUAGUCCUGUGCCAUAUCUGAUUUUAGAGGAUAUAUAUGCCGGCGCCGGUUUAUGGAAUGAGGUGCUUCAGUUAAGGAAGUUGAUGAAUGAUAAUGGAGUAAGAAAAUGUACAGCAGGGUGUAGUUGGGUUGAGAUAGAGAAUGAAGUGCAUGUUUUCUCUGUGGGUGAUUCAUCUCAUCCUGAGUCAGAGGACAUUCAUUUGGAAUUGAGAAAGCUUAGCUUGGAGAUGUUGAAUGAAGUGCAUGUUUUCCCACGGAAUGCUCCUAAGAGUGGCGAUUACGAGUUGAUGAUGAUAAGCUCGCUCUUCUAGCCACCACAGAGAUGUAAGCUGAAGAAGAGAGAAAGCCAGAACAAGAGAAGAGGUAGGGUGUUAAGGAGAAAACAGCCACUCUGCCCAUGUUUUUCCAAGAACAACCACCCCACCAUUCUUUUUGAAGAACAAAUUCACCAGCAAAACCCAUUUUGAAGAACAACAAUCCCACCACUAUUUUUUACCCAUUUUUGCAUAUAUAAUUAUAUGGUGGUUGUCUUGUUUGUGUGUUUCUUAGUGGUGAUAGAUGGUGUAAUGAGGACGAAGAUGAGGGAGGGACUUACGAAGGGCCAGAGAUGAGGGAGGAGGGAGGGUGUUGGAGAAGAGUACACUUGUGUUCAGAAAAAUCGUUGGACCUCUCAACCGGUCAAACCAAGUCAAAUCAAACUGUUGUCGACGGUUUGAGUGGUUUGAUUGUCCGGCCCCGUUUGAAAAAUAGGCAAACUGCUCGGACUGCAGUUUGAACAUUUUUUAAGCGGUCUAAACUGA